UAUGGCGAGCCUUGUUUCCCUCACACUCACAUCUAUUCUAUUUGCUGCUGCCUACCUUAAAGUGUCAAAAUGGCGGGCCAACUACCAGCUAGCACUGACAGCCGGGUUCCCAACCUUCUACUCACCAGUGCACAUCACCGAUAUGUGGUGGCUUAUGCUAUAUCCUGUUCUCGUACGCUGGGUGAACCUCCUUCCCCGCAGUUGGCAGGCUCGGUGGCUCCCGCUGUCUCAGGUCUGGAGUAUUUGGAAGGUUGGACACCUACCCUUCAAAGAAGUGAGCAGCGACACUUUGUUCCUCGCGACGCCGAACGGCAACAUGCUCUGGACGUGCGAUCUCGCUGUAAUCAAACAGCUUUUCACGCUUCCCACUGUUCAGGUUCCAGUGGACAUGCUUGGGUUUUACGAUAUUUGGGGCCCUACCCUUGGCUCCGUCGAUGGCGAAGAGUGGAAGACGCACCGCAAGGUCGUGACUUACGGCCUGAACCCAUCGACGUUGCCCGUCGUGUGGAGCGAGGCCAUUCACCAAACAGAGACUCUAGUUGAACGAUGGGCCGCCGACCAAUACAUAAUUCCGGUUCUCAAGCACUGGACCUCUCGGCUGGCUCUACACACAAUCGCGAGUGUUUUCUUCGACUUGAAGCUCGAGUGGAAGGAGUAUAGCCAGACCGAUCGGGUAUCUGCAGAUGGCUACCGCAUCAGCUUCGCUAGCGCUUUGUUUACGGUCCUCGCUCAUUUGGGUCUAAUCUUUAUGGUUCCGCGAGCUCUCCUUCGCGUGAUUCCUUUCCAAGCAUUCCGAGAGACGUCUAUCGCCCUUACGGACUGGACAAAGUACAUGCAAGACCUACGUGCAAAGGCGACUAAUAAUAUCGAAGAGGUGGCUAAGAAGCGUAAUAAGACGAUCCUAGAGUCCAUUGUGGUCGCCGGAACUCCAAGUCCAUCCCGUCCAGACAUUCGUCCUCUCUCCGAAGAAAGCGUCUUGGGCAACAUAUUCUUCACGCUUAUGGCCGGGCACGAGACCACGGGAAACACGUUGGCCUUCGCUCUUCUCCUGCUCUCAGUCUAUCCCGAACAUCAAGUUGCUAUUCAGCGUGAGCUCGAUAGCCAGUUCGGGUCUCGACCUAAAGAAGAAUGGAACAUGGACCACGACUAUCAAGUGCUGCAGAAAGGCCAUCUGUGGGCCGUGCUCAAAGAGGUCCUACGUCUCUAUAAUGUUAUUCAGUUUAUUUUCCGCUUGACGGUAGCUCAAACCACCAUUCACGACUCGAAGGGCACUGCACAUAUCAUCCCUGCGAACACCACCUGCCUCUUGAACUACUCGGCCCUUUUCCAGAACCCAAAGACAUGGGCGCCUAACCCUGUCACCGACGACAGACGGGCUGAGCUUCAUCAUUCUCAAGCUAUCGACUUCAACCCCUCGCGCUGGCUUAGCCGUAACAAUGACGACGAGGUCUUUUGGCCGUUCGGUUACGGGUCGCGCAAGUGUCCGGGGAUGCCGUUCGCACAGGUGGAGAUAGUGGCCGUUCUGGCAACACUUCUGAAGGAUUAUUCCCUGGAGCUGGUUGUCGGUGAGGGGACACUGAGAGCAUGCAAGGGAGAUGCGAAAGCGGCGUGGGAGAAGACGAGAGAUGGGGCGGUCAGGCAGCUGAAAGAUGAUAUUGAAGCAAACAUUAAUAUCCAGAUGUUGAAGGAGUUGCCAGUUCGUCUGGUUAAGAGAGGUGGGAGCUGAGUAGCUGCCCUUCGGUAAACGUAAGUGAGAAUCUCUGUGAAACUUUGCGCUUGAGUAAACAUUGUUAUCCACGAAGAGCUAGAGUCUUGUUUUCUAUGAUGGAAAGGGUUCUGGUCACGGUUCGGGGCUUUUCUUCGUCUGGCAUACUAAGUGGCAUGGAGAUGAAGAAUGCCGUUCGCCUAGCAGCGUUUAAGGCUAUCUAUCGCAC
Trematosphaeria pertusa is the source of this 1934-nucleotide messenger RNA. Its product is annotated as cytochrome P450. The record is from RefSeq and is a predicted model, not a curated record. The transcript has 3 exons. The annotation marks the transcript as partial. Gene Ontology annotation, molecular function: oxidoreductase activity, acting on paired donors, with incorporation or reduction of molecular oxygen; heme binding; iron ion binding. Lineage: Eukaryota; Fungi; Ascomycota; Dothideomycetes; Pleosporales; Trematosphaeriaceae.